Doryrhamphus excisus (bluestripe pipefish) is the source of this 5276-nucleotide messenger RNA. It is a transcript of the gene tcf3b, whose product is annotated as transcription factor 3b. Gene Ontology annotation, biological process: regulation of transcription by RNA polymerase II. The record is from RefSeq and is a predicted model, not a curated record. Gene Ontology annotation, cellular component: chromatin; transcription regulator complex. Gene Ontology annotation, molecular function: RNA polymerase II cis-regulatory region sequence-specific DNA binding; protein dimerization activity; DNA-binding transcription factor activity, RNA polymerase II-specific. Lineage: Eukaryota; Metazoa; Chordata; Actinopteri; Syngnathiformes; Syngnathidae.
CAUCUAGUCGAAGCCGCUGCUGUGUAAUCGCAGGUAACUUUCUUACCAUAGCCUUCCGCAGCGCGACCUAGUGCAUGUAGUACUCUCGCGUUUUUUGACGAUUCCUUCCAGCGCCACCUUGGCCAUAGAGCUCAUUUUUUAAAUAGUCGUCGCUUUUCUUCAGACGACGUCAACGAUUGCGACCCAUCGCGGUUAAACGAGGCAAGUCCCUCAAAGGCGUUUGAAAUCGGACACCGCUAGCGUUUGAGGCCCUUACUCACUCUUGCGCGCGGAGGGAUACGUUGUUGCGUCUGACAAUGUGGACGGAGGAGGUGAAGAUGUCUACGAGAAGAAUGAAAUCAUCUCCUCACUUGUAACAACAAAAAACAGGAGAGGAAGACGCUGCGAGAUUACCGACUAGGAUAGAUUUGUUUGCACACGGACUCGACACACUGGAGCAAACAGUGGUGGACGCGGGUAGUUGAAGAAAGCGAGCUUCCCGGGACAAAGAGAGUGGGGGGAAAAGACGUCCACGGCGCUCCAAUGCGUCUCCUCAUGCGCUGAAAUUCUUCUAAACUUUUAUGUGUUUUUACCCCCCUUCGCCGCGUUUUCUUCACCGCUGUCGGAUAACCACACACUCGCAGAGGAGAGGGUUUGUUAGAGACUGAAGGUUAUGAACGAGCAGCAGCAAAGAAUGGCUGCAGUGGGAACUGACAAGGAACUCAGCGACCUCCUGGAUUUCAGCGCGAUGUUUGCGCCUCCAGUAGCCAACGGCAAGAACAGAACAAUGACCCUUGCAAGCAGUCAGUUCAGCGGCUCAGCACUUGAUGAGCGCAGCAGCUCUGGUUCCUGGGGUUCAGGGGAACAGAACAGUCCUUCCUUCAGCCAAGGACGGGGCUAUGGAGAAGGAGCCCACUACAGUGAACAUGAAGGCUUGUCCUCUCCUUUCAUAAGUUCAGGGAUCGCAGGUAAAAAUGAGAGGCCAUCGUACCCUCCCUUUGCAAACCAGCCUGGUUUUCUUCCGAGUGACAUUGCGAUGCCCAGCCCGGAUGCCAUGUCCCCCUCUGGCUUGAAGUCAGGCUCCCAGUUUUACCCAUCAUACCCAAACAAUCCCCGAAGGAGGCCGCCUGAUGGAAACUUGGACUCCCAGCCAAAGAAGAUUCGGAAACCCCCUGGCCUGCCUUCCUCGGUAUAUGCUUCUACAUCCGGUGAUGAAUAUGCCAGGGACAAUGGCGGCUAUUCUGGCAGUAAGCCCGGUGCUGUAUACCCAGGCUCUUUCUACAUGCAAGAAGACCCCUGGUCAUCUUCUGGCUACUCAGCCAUUUUGGGGAACUCCCCUCAUAUUGGACCACCAGGCUCCUUCUCAUCACUGAACCCACAAGAUAGGAUGAACUAUCCACUGCACAGCAGUGAAGUCAACGGCUUCCACAAUGCCCCCACCACCUACAACCACACGCCUGCCAUCAAUGGGGAGGCCAUCAUGACAGGCAACAGAGCCACCACAGCCGGCAGUUCUGGGGACGAAAUUGGCAAGGCUCUUGCUUCAAUUUAUCCAUCGGACCACAAUAGUAAUAACUUCUCCUCAGCUCCGUCAACACCAGGGUCUCCUCAGGGUAUUGCAGGAGCCCAGUCCCAGUGGCAAAGACCAACCACUCCCAGUUUUGAAGGGCAACCACAUGCACUGAGUAAAAUGGAGGACCGUUUGGAAGAGGCAAUACAUGUGCUGCGGAACCACGCUGUGGGCCAAGGACCCGGCUUAGACGGUGCCCACUCUGACAUGCACAGCCUGCUGUCCUCAGUUCACAACGGGGGCCUGGGAGGUCUCUCCCCAGCUUUUCCCAAUGCGAGCCUUGCUCUCAGCAACAGACAUCCUGCUAUGGGCGGGAAACAUGAGGAGCCCACUGGACUCCCUCCCAGCAGCACACUUCUGCACGGUCAUCAUGCGUCCGGGUCCACGCCGUCAGCCGGCCAGCCAGAAGGCUUCACCAGUCUAUCAGGUGGCAUGACGCGCUCCUCGCACUCCUCCAGCAGCUCGGACAUCAAAAGAGAGGACAAAGAGGACGAUGAAAACUCAUCCAUUGCAGACAAAUCUGAGGAGGAAAAGAAGGAUUCCAAAACAGCACGCAGUCGAACAAGAAAGGAGGCGUUGACCCUCCAGAUGCUCUCUGGCCUUUCAGACCAGAAAGAUGACUUCAUCACGGCUUCUCCUUCCAGCCAGGACAACGAAGAUGAUGAGGACCUCCCUCCUGAAGUGAAGAUGGAGCGUGAGAGGGAACGGCGAGUGGCCAACAAUGCCCGUGAGCGUCUGCGAGUACGGGACAUCAACGAGGCGUUCAAGGAGCUCGGGAGGAUGUGCCAGCUACAUCUCAGCCACGACAAACCACAGACCAAACUUCUCAUCCUGCACCAAGCAGUCAACGUCAUCCUCAAUCUAGAACAACAAGUCAGAGAGCGCAACCUGAACCCCAAGGCGGCGUGUUUAAAGCGACGUGAGGAGGAGAAAGUGUCUGGGGUGGUGGGCGACGCACCCAUGCAGCUCUCAGGAGGUCAUCCUAGUAUUGGAGGAGAUGGCCACAAUCCGGUUGGCCAUAUGUAACACCAGAUGUGAUGGUGUUUCCUUGGCUCCCAGUGGAUGUGGCCUUAACAGAUUUCACCAUCCGUUAACUGUGCAUGUGUGUGUGUAUAUGCGUGGACAUGUCUGUGUGUUGUCCAUUCAACUUUUAAGAUGCGCACGCACACACAUACACACAAACACACACAUGCAUACUGCCAAAACGGACACAGCCUGUCACACUCCCAACCAUGACGACAAGCUCAAAUGUGAAGAACUGUUUUUUGUUUGUUUUUUUUGCUUUGUUUUAUACAUGUACAAAAAGCCUUUUUGGACAUUUUGGUUUCCACAAUACGAUUGAAGACCAGAGAGCUUUUUUUUUGUUGUUGUUUUUGCCCUACCACAAAUUGGGACUUUUGACACACUGCCGAGAGGUUCUCUGGUGAACGGAAAGGAAGAAGAAAACACAAAUUGAAUCAAAGAUUUGUGCCUCAAUGUUACAUGUUUUCUGUUUCACAUUCAAGCAAAUUGCUUGACAUGUGAGGAACAUUUAUGGUGAGGGAUUGCUUAUAUGUAUGAGCAGUUAUUUUUUAAUGUAUGUCAUUCCCAGUGUGAUGGUACAGUCUUACAUAUGUUAUGUAACCAAGCCCAUAGUUGAAUUGCCUAAAAUCUUUUUUUGUUUUAAAUGAGCAUUUGUUCUGGGGGAGGACACAAAAUGAGAGGUUGGACAUUUCUUGAAAGAUGAGUGCUGGAGAUGGAGGUGGUGGGGGUUACAAAUUCAAGUGUUCUGUCAAAGUGUUUGCUGACUGGACAAAGCACAGCUAUGUAAGGUUGCAAGUUUGGUGUAGAAGCCCCCAAAAAAGGAAGCCAAUUGCACGCUUCUCUGCCAGCAGAUUUGAGGGCUCUCUGGUUUAUUUGCUCCUCUCCAAUAGAUAUAAAAAGUCAUUUUCCUUUGUGUUCUUUUCUGAAAACAAACGAGCAUUCCCACUGAAUUCGCGCCCCUUGCUUUCCUCCUCCUCCUCCUCCUCGUCCUCCUCUCCUAGCAGGAGAAAUGUUGACAUGUAAAUUCACUCCGUACAUACAAUACUCUUGAUAUGUUUCAUUUUUCAAAAUUUAAAUAUAUAUAAAAAUAUCUAUUUUUUGUUAGCCUAUACAUUGUAGAUUUUUUUUACAUAAAUGGCAAUAUUAGUUUGAAGUUUAGAGUGUAUUGUAGAUGAACUUUUACAAUGGGAUGUUUGACAUUUACAUGCGGGGUGGGGCAGAGGGUGGUUCAAAGGCUCAUGACAAACUGUUAAAGAGGAGGUGUUAAUUCCACUUUUAUUUGAAGAAAGCGUCAGCUACCCAGGUGAUUUAUUUUCUGAGGGUUUUUGGGGGGGGGGGCAUAUGUUGUGUGGCUGGGUCUGGGUUGUUUUUGGAACAGUAAUUAUGCAACUGUUUUUUUUUGUUUUUGAAUGUAGCCACCAUACUUCAUGUGGGUCGCCUUCAUUUUGUUUUCCCUCCUUGUCCCCCACUCCCAGUCAAUUUAGAGCAAGGUUGAUGGCUAAGCAGGAGAACAAACCAGUGUUAUUGUGAUGUUAUUUCCAUGUAAUGUUGUGAAUGUCUCUUACCAACAUGUAAUCACAAGUGGGAGGUAGAGCAUUUUGUGUUUAUUUUGUGUGUCAUAUAUAUAUAUAUAUAUAUAUAUAUAUAUAUAUAUAUAUAUAUAUAUAUAUCAAUAAUACAUUGUGACGAUGAAGAAGACGACCUAUACAAAUCAACAGUGUGGCCUUUUCAUCCUCAAGACUUAAACGAUGUCAUGAUGGGAGAGCGAUCGAUACCUUACCAGUGCCUGAACUUAUGGAUGUUUCAUUUAAGACAGUUUUUUGUAUUUCUUUUGUCAACCAUACCAUUUCAUUAUACAUGGAGAUUUAAAAAAAAAAAAAAAAGAGGUACUUGUUCAUUCCCCCACCCUCCCCUCUCCUAAAUGCUUUUUUCAAUUUUUCAGGAAGAAGUUUAAAUCAUAUAAAGAGAUUUUUUUUCUUUCAUUGUAUCUAGUUCAACAAAAAAAUAAAUAAAUGUUACGUAGAUCUUGUUUAGCUUUAUUGCUUUUGUUUUCUAAUGAUUAUGCGACUGGAUUAUAUUUGUCCAAACUGCUGUUUCAUGGGUCCAAGGCUCCCCCGCCCCCCAAACCCACCUCAAAAGGUGUUUGCUUUUGACUCUGACAUGCUUCAAUGUAAAGAUUUUUUUAAGUAGUUAGCUUUUUUUAAUGAAGCAUUUUCUGUAUUUUUGUGUGCAAGCUAUCUGCUGCACUGUCUCCAUGACAGUUUCACUUCUCACUUUUUGUUGUAUUUGAACAACUUUCUUGUAUUUCAAUUUAAUAUGGUUUGACUUCCUGAUUGCUUAACCUACGAUGCACUCUGGAUGAAAGGUGUCAACGGGCUUGGUGUACUUUUAGCAUAUGGCAUUAGUUUAAUUUUGAAUAUUUUCCUCAUAUCUUUGAGCACAAAAAAAGGAGGUGAGGAUGAAAUGACAUUCAUAAGACAGCCAUCAUCUUGUGUGGAAUGACUCCGGCAGGGCCCCCUCAGAGUGCCUCUCGAAAUAUAUAUAAAUAUAUAAAUAUGGUUGACAACUGUCCUGUAUAUAACAGUAAUGUAGCAAUAAAUGUUCAACUUUUAAUAACAUAUACCUUUUUUUUCUUGUCUUGGUUUUUGGGGGCUGGGAAAUUAUGUACAUUGAAAGAACAAUAAAGGAAAAAAAUUAACAGACU